UGUAUUGAUAAUAAUAGCUUGCCAGGUGUAAGUGGGCUAUCAACCGAACAGCGCAAGAGACUAACUAUUGCGGUUGAGCUGGUGGCAAACCCUUCAAUAAUAUUUAUGGACGAGCCAACGUCAGGGCUGGAUGCAAGAGCUGCUGCAAUCGUUAUGAGGACAGUGAGAAAUACAGUAAACACAGGAAGAACAGUUGUUUGCACCAUCCAUCAGCCAAGCAUAGACAUAUUUGAAGCUUUUGAUGAGUUAUUACUGAUGAAACAAGGAGGACUAGAGCUUUAUGUUGGACCAGUGGGACAGAAUUCUUGCGAUCUAAUCAAGUAUUUUGAGGAAAUAGAAGGAACAAGUAAAAUCAGGGAGGGAUAUAAUCCAGCCACAUGGAUGUUUGAAGUUACUAGUUCUAAGCAAGAAAUGCUUCUCGGGCUUGAUUUCACUGAGGUCUAUAAGAAUUCAGCUCUGUACUGAAGAAACAAAGCUCUAAUCAAAGAAUUAAGUUCCCCUCAUCAGGGGUCGAGGGAACUAUGCUUCCCCACUCACUACUCUCAACCAUUCUGCAAUCAAUUCAUGACUUGCCUAUGGAAACAGAGAGCAUCAUACUGGCGGAAUCCUCCCUACACUGGAGUCAGAUUCCUCUUCACAACUUUCAUCGCUUUGAUGUUUGGAGAACUCGACAGGAUCUCUUCAAUUCGAUGGGGUCUAUGUAUUCUGCAGUCGUGUUCAUUGGAAUCCAAAAUACCAUAAUUGUGCAGCCAGUAGUGGCUGUGGAGCGAACAGUGUUUUACAGAGAAAGAGCUGCUGGAAUGUACUCGUCCAUUGCAUACGCGUUGGCUCAGGUUGUGGUAGAAGUACCACACGUUCUUGUGCAGACGGUGGUAUAUGGUGCUAUAGUCUACUCAAUGAUCGGAUUUGAAUGGAGUGGAGCAAAAUUCUUCUGGUACCUGUUGUUCAUGUUUGCCACUUUGUUAUACUACACCUUCUACGGCAUGAUGACUGUGGCUCUCACUCCCAACCUAAGCCUAGCUACUAUUCUGGCGGGAUCAUUGUUUGGAAUAUGGAAUUUAUUUUCAGGAUUCGUUAUCCCUGUAACACCCUGUAGCGUGGAGAUGGUAUUACUGGGCAUGCCCUGUAGCGUGGAGCCUGUAUGGAAUGCUGGCUUCGCAAUAUGGUGAUGUUAAGGACAAGCUGGAGGAUUUGGACUUGAGUGUUGAAGAAUUUGUCAAGAGUUAUUCUGGAUAUCAUCAUGACUUUGUAGGAGUUGUUGCUGCUGUUGUAUUGGGUUAUGCACUUGUGUUCGCGUCCAUUUUUGCCUUGUCGAUCAGAUAUUUAUUAUACAUGAAUAUUUUUGUAUUGUUAUAAUAUAUUUAAUGACAUUUAUUGCUUUUAAAUUGA
Messenger RNA from Daucus carota subsp. sativus, 1389 nucleotides. Its product is annotated as ABC transporter G family member 36-like. The transcript is spliced from 7 exons. Gene Ontology annotation, cellular component: membrane. The coding region runs from base 522 to 1169 and encodes 215 amino acids. The record is from RefSeq and is a predicted model, not a curated record. NCBI's taxonomy places the organism in Eukaryota, Viridiplantae, Streptophyta, Magnoliopsida, Apiales, Apiaceae. Gene Ontology annotation, molecular function: ABC-type transporter activity.